Molecule: messenger RNA, 1409 nt
Organism: Aspergillus pseudotamarii
Lineage: Eukaryota; Fungi; Ascomycota; Eurotiomycetes; Eurotiales; Aspergillaceae
Product: putative C2H2 transcription factor (Con7)
Exons: 7
Coding region: 201-1286 (361 amino acids)
Biological process (GO): regulation of DNA-templated transcription
Source: RefSeq, a predicted model, not a curated record
UUUUUUUUUUUUUUUUUUCUUUACCUGAAUUGUUCUUUUCCCCUCUUUUCUUCCCAACAAACCACCAUUUGCGAAGAGCAGGUCAAGUGAUCAUUGCUCACACGGUGGAAUAUCAAUUCACUAAAUAACAGGCACGCGAGAUUUUAGCUUGGAGGAUUUUGUCAGGGAUAUUUAUCCGGUAACGGCGCAAAGUAUAUUAUAUGGACAACAGACCGGCUUCGGAGUACGCGCAGUCAGACCAGGCAUCUGCUGCUGCUACUGCUCAAUACACGCCCCAGCCUGAGGUGCGCCCCAAUCCUCAAUACACACCGCAACCCGAGGUUCGCCCCGCCGCCAAUAUUUCCUCCUCCAACACGCCGCAGUCAGACUACGGUCUGAAUCAGCCGCCACCAACCGCGCGCUCUCCAGCUUAUCCUGAUUACCUCGCCCGCCCGCCCCAGUACCAUCACGCGCCGAACACACAGGCCGGUGGUGCGGCAGGUAUGGCUCAAGCAACAAAUCCCUCAAUCGCGGCCUCUAGCCCCACCUAUCCUCCUCCCUACUCGCCUUAUCAGCCACAGGGUCAUGACAUGGCCCAGUAUCAAGGUCACCCUCCUCCGCCGCCUCCACAGAUGUAUGCGCGUCCAGAUUGGUCGCAUGGGUAUGGUCAACAUCAGCACGGUCUGCCUGGACCUUAUACCACUCCUGCCACAACGGUUGGUCCCGCCUCCCCUGCUGCGACCGCAGGGCCGCGCCCUGGCCAGGUAUACUCAUUCGUUCCGAUCCCCGGUGCGCAACAGCAUAAGCGACCCCGUCGUCGGUAUGAGGAAAUCGAGCGUAUGUACAAGUGUGGAUGGAAUGGCUGUGAAAAGGCAUAUGGCACACUGAACCACUUGAACGCGCACGUUACCAUGCAGUCUCAUGGAGCCAAGCGAACUCCUGAAGAAUUCAAGGAAAUUCGCAAAGAGUGGAAGGCUCGCAAGAAGGAGGAAGAGGCUCAGCGCAAGGCCGCCGAGGAACGUGAGCGUGCUGCUGCUGCUCAGGCUGCGCAAGCCAACCAAGUUGAUGCCCCUGGCCCUGGCGAUCCGGCGCAGGCCGGUCAACCUCCCGCCUACCCGGGCAGUGUCCGUCCUCAACUGCCCCCGAUCGGGUAUCAGCCCGCUGACGGCCAGGUGCCUGGUCAGUAUGGAGCUCCUGGCGGUGGCAUGGUUUAUCAGGGCAACGGACAGAUGGCCUAUCCUCCAAACUACCCUCACUCGCCUUAUGGCCAAAGCGGUCAAGUAUACCAGCAACUUAUGUUUUUUUGAAUUAGAUCGCUUGACAAAAGGGAGAGAAUCUCCUUUAUCGGGGAACCCCAUCUUUAUUUUUCCCUCGCGAAUACCGGCUAUAGGAUUGUGAUUUGAGAUGUCUGGCGGGGCAAUCUGCAUUAG